GCGACCACUCCACUCCACCGACUCCCACUCCCACCUCGACAAAGCACGCCGAUCAGUCCCGCCCUGCACGAGGAGUGGUAGUGUGAGCGCGAGUGUGUGGCGAGGCAAACCAAGAAGCUAGGUGUGCGGCCAUGGAGAUGGUCCUGGACUGGCGCUCGGUGGGCUCCCUGAUCGCGACCGUCAUGGUGUUCCGCACCGCCGUGCGGGACUUCCUUCCGCCGGAGGCCGAGCUGUACCUGCGCCGCUUCCUCGCGUGGGUCGCCGCCGCGUUCCGGAGGCCCACGGGCACCAUCCUCAUCGACGAGGCCGACGGCGCCAGCGGCGGCGCCAACGACCUCUACGACGCCGCGCAGCUCUACCUCGGCGCGCGCUGCCUCGCCAAGGCGCCCACCGUGCGCCUCCACAAGCCGCGACAGGCGCAGCGCCCUGUCGCGUCCCUCCCGGACUCCCAUACCACCAACGACACCUUCCAGGGCGUCCGCGUCAAGUGGACCUCCACUGCGCGCACCGUCGAGCGCGGCGGGCCCGGCGGCGGGUACAACCCGUACAACAUGUUCGGCCGCGGCGGAGGCGGAGGCGGAGGCGGCGGCGGCAACGACCAGCGCAGCCUCAUGCUCCAGUUCCCGCGGCAGCACCGCGACCUCAUCCACAACCACUACAUCCCCCACCUCAUCGACGAGGCCACCAAGAUGCGGCUCAAGUCCCGGGAGCGCAGGCUCUACACCAACCGAGCGACCGGGCCUGGCGACGACCACCACCGCCUGUGGACGUCGCACGCCUUCUCGCACCCGUCCACGUUCGACACGCUCGCCGUCGACCCGGACCUCCGUGAGGAGAUCCGCGCGGACCUGCUCCGCUUCGCGGCGCGGCGGGAGCACUACGCGCGCGUCGGCCGCGCGUGGAAGCGUGGGUACCUGCUCCACGGCCCGCCUGGCACCGGUAAGACCAGCCUCGUCGCGGCGAUCGCCAACCUCCUCGAGUUCGACGUCUACGACCUGGAGCUCACGACGGUGCCCACCAACUCCCACCUUCGGCGCCUGCUCGUGUCCACCACGCCCAAGUCGGUCGUCGUCGUCGAGGACAUCGACUGUUCCCUGGACCUCUCCGACCGCAACAAGAAGAAGAAGGGCGGCACCAACGCCACCGACGAAGAGACGGCGCAGCUUGCCAUGCUCUCACCAGCCGCCGCGAUGGCCAUGGCAGCGGUGGGGCGGGAAUCCAUAAGCCUCUCCGGGGUGCUCAACUUCGUGGACGGCCUGUGGUCAUCCUGCGUCGGCGAGCGCCUGAUGGUGUUCACGACCAACCACCCGGAGCGGCUUGACCCGGCACUUCUCCGCCCGGGCCGCAUGGACCGCAAGAUCGAGCUCGGCUACUGCUCGCCUGCCGCUCUGCGCGUGCUCGCCAAGAACUACCUCGGCGUGGGCGACGAGGGCCCCGAAGACGACGAUGACGACCCCGACAGGGUGAACAACCUCAUGGCCGAGGCUGAGGGCCUGCUAGCCGCCGCCGAGGUGCGCAUCACGCCCGCCGACAUCGCGGAGGUGUUCAUGGGCUGCGACGGCGCGGGCGCCGCCGCCGCCCUGAAGAAGCUCGUGGACGAGCUGAGGCGGAGGCGGGAUGCAGCCCCGGCCACGCCGCCGGAAGCAUGGACAGAGGACACGACGGAUUAAAGCCAGAGACGUGGCGCGCAACAAUGCAUGGCUACUUAAUCAGCUCUCACUACUUUGAUGCGCGAUCGAUUAAGGUGGUUUCAUCAUGAGUUAUGACGGUGCACUGCGACGCACUACGUCGGGUGUUUGUCUUUGCUUUGUGCUGGGUUCAGUAGGCCAUGGAUGCUUAUUAACAAGUCAGUCACGACAAUAAGACAUGACAGAGCUGGUUCUUUGCA
Phragmites australis (common reed) is the source of this 1888-nucleotide messenger RNA. RefSeq names its product AAA-ATPase At3g28580-like. The coding region runs from base 132 to 1670 and encodes 512 amino acids. Gene Ontology annotation, molecular function: ATP binding; ATP hydrolysis activity. The transcript has a single exon. The record is from RefSeq and is a predicted model, not a curated record. NCBI's taxonomy places the organism in Eukaryota, Viridiplantae, Streptophyta, Magnoliopsida, Poales, Poaceae.